Trichomonas vaginalis G3 is the source of this 336-nucleotide messenger RNA. RefSeq lists its product as uncharacterized. The transcript has a single exon. The record is from RefSeq and is a predicted model, not a curated record. NCBI's taxonomy places the organism in Eukaryota, Parabasalia, Trichomonadida, Trichomonadidae. Bases 1 to 336 code for a protein of 111 amino acids.
AUGGAUGGACCACUCAAAACAAUCAUUCUCAAACCCUGUUGUCCAGCCUUGAUUGAUAACAUCCUUCCCAAUGUCAACAGAGAAGAUCCAUCCGAAGCUGCCUCUCUUUGUGCUGCUAAGGAUGAUGUCAACAAGUGUGUUGACGAAUUCCUUUCAUCAGUCGAACGCGAUUUAUCUGGCAUUGCCAUUGAGGAAGAGGAAGAAGCCUCACCAGCAGAAGGCGAAACUGCCAUCGUCGAAGAUGUUGCAGUUGCCGAAAAGGCUGCAGAAGAAGCUGCAGCUAAGAUUGCUGAAGAAGCUGCUGCCAAGGAAGCCGAAGAGACAGCAGUUAACUAA